Molecule: messenger RNA, 1884 nt
Organism: Penicillium angulare
Lineage: Eukaryota; Fungi; Ascomycota; Eurotiomycetes; Eurotiales; Aspergillaceae
Product: carboxylesterase family protein-like protein
Exons: 6
Coding region: 1-1884 (627 amino acids)
Source: RefSeq, a predicted model, not a curated record
AUGCAUCAUCUACCCUUCACCGUGGCACUCGGUACAGAUCCGGGAAUUUUGGAUCCUGCGGGGGCUCCUGACCGCGACUCGGACCCCUUAACAGCGCAUAUAAAACCCGCCCAUUCGGCACGAAUUUCGAAGAGAUUUGAAUUAAAAUUUUCCUGCGUCCAAUUUGUAUUGAAUAUGUGGCAGUAUCUUUUAUUCCUCCCGUUUCUUCAAGUUGUCAUCAGUGCCAGAGCGGCGCCUUCUCUGCCUACUCCUCGAAUUUUGCCCAGUGCACCUGUAGUCACCGUGACAAACGGCAGCUACUUUGGCACAUACUCAGAAACAUAUCAUGAGGACAUCUUCUUGGGAAUUCCCUUUGCGCAUCCACCACUCCAAGGCCUCCGAUACCGAAAUCCCGUGUCGUUGAAUGAAACCUGGACAGGUCAGAGACCAGCGACCAACUAUGCUCCUGAAUGCAUUGGUUAUGGCAGUGACCAGAUUGGCAAGCAGCAAAGUGAGGACUGUCUUUAUCUCAAUGUCAUACGCCCAACUGGCUUUGAAAAUGAAACCCUUCCAGUAGCAGUCUGGAUUCACGGUGGUGGGUUCCGACAGGGGGGCACCCAGGAUCUGCGAUACAAUGUCUCGUUCAUUGUCCGAAACUCAGUAGACAUUAACAAACCUGUUCUUGGUGUGAGUAUUGCAUAUCGACUCGGUGCUUUGGGCUUCAUGAACAGUGAAGAGGUUGCACAAGAAGGGUACACAAACCUGGGCUUAAAGGAUCAACGACUUGCCCUCCACUGGAUCCAAGAGAAUAUCGGGGCAUUUGGCGGCGAUCCGUCAAAGGUUACAAUAUGGGGCCAGAGCGCCGGCGCAGAAAGCGUUGGGUUCCACAUCCGAGCCUACGAUGGCCGCGAUGACGGUCUUUUCCGUGCAGCUAUCAUGGAAUCGGGCCCUGUACUGCCACACAAUCCUCUGAACUUGACUGAAGUCUAUCAGCCACGGUAUGAUGGAAUUGUACAUGAGUCCGGCUGCAAAGGGGAAAAAGAUACAUUGGCUUGUUUGCGUCGUCUCCCAUUUACCAUUCUGAAUAACGUGCUCAAUACAACUGUAUAUAACUCUAACUGGAAUCCGACACUGGACGGGGAUUUUGUGGCUCGCUAUCCAAGUCAGCAAAUCAAAGAUGGCGCAUUUGUCCGCAUUCCUAUUAUUGUGGGUGCAAGCUCGGACGAAGGCACAAACUUCAGCCCAAAACCGAUUAACGAUACAGCUGACUUUAUUGGAUGGCUAAAUGUGACUACAUCGGAACAAUGGGCUUUCGGAGAAAGUCUCAUAAAUGACGUCCUAAAGGCAUACCCAGAUGACCCUGCUGUCGGAAUUCCCUCCUUUGCAACUCUUGGUGGAGAUGUAACAUUUCCACAGCCAUAUGGAGCAGAAUACCGUCGCAGUACAGCCUACUGGGGUGACCAGGUCUUCAUUGCUGGAAGAAGAUUGACAGCCGAAACAUGGGCGGCGAACAACCUGACUGCAUACAGCUACCGAUUUAAUACAGUGCCGGCGGGAGCAGCGUGGGAAAUUGGCGUGACACACUUCGCCGAAGUUGCUUUUGUUUUCAAUAAUCUGAACGGACUGGGAUAUACUUCGAAUCCGUUUUUGAAUAAGCCAGAUUCAUAUACGCAACUUAGCUAUAUGAUGAGCAACUCUUGGGCCAGCUUUGUCUAUAGUCUUGACCCGAAUGCCUGGAGCGGAAAAGGAAGAAAUACUACACAGGCUGAUUGGCCGGCUUAUAAUUUGGAACGACCUAUGAAUAUGGUUUGGGAUGCAAACAAGACGAGCUAUCUUGAGCUUGAUACUUGGCGGACAGAUGGUAUUAAGUGGAUAAAUGAGCAUGCUUUGAACUACCAGCGAUGA